Molecule: messenger RNA, 849 nt
Organism: Pelobates fuscus (common spadefoot toad)
Lineage: Eukaryota; Metazoa; Chordata; Amphibia; Anura; Pelobatidae
Gene: CALCB
Product: calcitonin related polypeptide beta
Exons: 4
Coding region: 72-485 (137 amino acids)
Biological process (GO): regulation of cytosolic calcium ion concentration; adenylate cyclase-activating G protein-coupled receptor signaling pathway
Cellular component (GO): extracellular region
Molecular function (GO): calcitonin receptor binding; hormone activity
Source: RefSeq, a predicted model, not a curated record
AUAGUUUGUUACAGAGGAAUCUCUUACACAUUUAUUGCCCAAGGACAAUACUGAUUGAAUAAAGGGACAUUAUGGUUGUUCUGAAGAUCUCAUCCCUGCUUGCUGUACUUGCCUUGGUUUUCUGCCAAAUGCACAGCUCGAAGGCAGCCCCGGCCAGACCUGGACUAGAGUCAGUUCCAGAGAGGGUUGCAGUCAGUGACUACGAGGCCAGGAGGUUACUCAAUGCUCUGGUCAAAGAAUUCGUACAAAUGACAGCAGAGGACUUGGAACAAGCCAGCGAAGGAAACAGCCUGGAUAGACCCAUUUCCAAACGCUGCUCCAGCCUGAGCACAUGUGUGUUGGGGAAACUCUCUCAAGAAUUGCACAAAUUGCAAACAUACCCUCGUACAGACGUUGGUGCUGGGACCCCUGGCAAGAAGAGAAAUGUGAUGGCUGAUCUGGAGAACGGACGCUAUGCCACUUACGGGGAGCAAUUUGAUAAUUAAUAACUCAUUGGCAUGCCUGGCAUGCUGUUAAUGCUUCUUGGCCUGGUGCAUGCUGGACUUCUCUCGAUUGCUUUAACCUUGUUUUUUUGAUUCAGCACGUUGGAUAGGGACAUUCUGACCAGGAACUCAGAGCGCACAAGACUAUAUACAGCACAUGAUCACCAAUCCUAUAUAAUAUACCAAAAUUAUCGGGGAGAAAGGGGUACAAUACCUACACGCUGUAAUCUCAAAUUUCACCUAAUUAUUUACAUUUUAUAUCAUGAUCAACCAAAAUCUAACAUUUGCUGCCUACACUGUGUAUAAAUAAAAUCAUAUUUCAUGCCUAACCACGCACUUAAUGAAUAAACCUAUUUUUCUACAAGGA